Argentina anserina (silverweed cinquefoil) is the source of this 496-nucleotide messenger RNA. RefSeq names its product cytochrome c oxidase copper chaperone 1-like. NCBI's taxonomy places the organism in Eukaryota, Viridiplantae, Streptophyta, Magnoliopsida, Rosales, Rosaceae. The record is from RefSeq and is a predicted model, not a curated record. The transcript has 2 exons. Gene Ontology annotation, molecular function: copper ion binding; copper chaperone activity. Bases 175 to 417 code for a protein of 80 amino acids. Gene Ontology annotation, cellular component: mitochondrial intermembrane space.
CCACAUCACGGGGUCAUUGUUGAGACAAGUCCAGACUUCUUAAGUCGAAAGCGGUCAAUUUCACGCUUCAAGAAAACACGACAUACCUUUGAACCUCCUCAGAAGCUUGAGCUUUGUCAGGUUGGUUGAUCUUCUGUUAUUUUCAGCGUUUUUAUUCAUCAAGGGCAUCAAGAAAUGGGUGGGCUGGCUACAGAAAAUACUUCCUCUGCCUUGGCUUUGCCAGCCUUGCAGCCAAAUCAAGGGUCGGCCGUCACAAACACCAGCUUGGACACUAAGCCAAAGAAGAAGAUAUGCUGUGCUUGCCCUGAUACAAAGAAGCUGCGAGAUGAAUGCAUUGUGCAGCAUGGUGAAGAUGCUUGCACAAAAUGGAUCGAGGCUCAUAAGAUGUGUCUCCGUGCAGAAGGCUUCAACAUUUGAGACUGCCAGACAUGUUUAGGAUAAUAAAAUGAUCACUAAACAGUUUUGAAAUGAACCAUUCUUUACGGGUUUACACAUA